AAAUAUUUUGGAUUAUUUGUGGAGGCCAAACCAAACCAAACCCGACACCAGAGGUACUGCAACUAUUGGAUAAAAUGUUGAACAUAAGUACCCUUAAUUGAACGAGAGAGAGAGCACCGAUUUUCGUUCGGUUCAUUCAAUUUUUCCUGGAUAAUUUUGGGAAGCAACUUCACGUCGAUCGAGAACAAGACACGCCGAUCUUGGGGGUUUCUUUUACCCUUUCUGUUUUCACCGAUCUUGGGUUGUUCUUUUUCCAAUUCUACAAGGGAAUUCGAUAGGUGAGCAUAUUGUGUGUUGAUGAUCGAUGUAUAAUAUAGAGAUUAGGAGUGUUUUGGCGGGUUGAUUUUGCAUUGAGUUGUACGCAGAUGGAAAGGGAGAGGCGCAAUGGCAGUCAUAAUUAUCACGCUUGUACGGUGCACGGUAAUGGAGGCAGUAGAGAAUCUAGAGAUAAAUAUAUAGAGUCUCUGCUGUUCGCUUCGUCUCCUUCUGCGCUUUCGUCCGGCGGUGCUGUUGGUUACAUCGAACACACCGUUUCAAAGCUGGACACUCUCGCCGGGAUUGCCAUCAAGUACGGCGUCGAGGUCGCUGACAUAAAAAAGAUGAAUGGAUUGGUUACAGAUUUUCAAAUGUUUGCUCUCAAGUCUCUCCAGAUUCCAUUACCUGGCAGGCAUCCUCCAUCUCCUUGUUUAUCAAAUGGUUCCAUCACUCCAGGACAGAGCAGUUCUGACCACAUCCCACCCUGGUGUAGACAUGGUGAUUUCUUUGAAUCAUUUCAAUCCCUUGGAGUUAAGUCUCCUCAGCGGAAGGUUUCUCCAGCUAUGUGCUCUUUACAUGGUUACUACGGACUCAAACUGAGAGAUCAGAAAACCAUGCCUGAAUGUCUUGAAAUGGCUGCGUACAAAAGAGGAGAUUCUCAAUAUUUAGAAGAUGGGCCUUUCCCCAGCGCCUCUCUGGUUGGAGAUUCUCAAUAUUUAGAAGAUGGGCCUUUCCCCAGCGCCUCUCUGGUUUCCAACCCAUCUUUGAGGCAUCACCGGAAGUCUAAAAGUUUAGUUAAUGCUUUAUUGGAUGAGAAUGGUGAGGUAGUUGGCGGUGCCCUGUCUGUUUCAGAAGCUCAUGACGGUGACACUGAUAAAUGUUGCGAGAAACUGCUCAGAAGGUGUCAGAAGUCUGAAGCUGAUUUCACCCAUCACAACCCAGAAAUGUUGUUGGAGAAUAACAGCAAUACCGGUGGGUUUCUGGCAAAAACAGGAAAGGGCUUAGCCUUGAGACCCAAAGCAGCAAGCCGAACUACGACAAGUGAUUCUGAAACAGGUGGUUUGAACCCAAUACCAAUUGGUCUGGGAGAUUCUGUUGUGUCUGAUGACUUUUCUGUAGUGAAGAAGUCUUCAAGCACAUCAAGUUUGCAGGAUCAGGAGUGCAGUAGUUCUUCAUCCAUAUGGACUACCACAAGGUGGAGUCUGAAACCGGAUCUGCAGGCCCUUUCGACUUCAGCCAUUGCAAAACCAAUUUUUGAUGGCUUGCCGAAGCCUACACCGGGUCGAAGAAACAAAGCUGCACUUGACUAGUUAAUUGUUCAAUUUUUCUCAGGCCAUCUGUUGGCAGUGCUUGAUGAGUAUAGAGAGGUACGACAAAUAGUUGAUAAGGAAAAUGUUAUAUUGGUUCUGUUCUCUGAAGAACGUCUUGCAUGUCGGUUAAGGAAGCUGACAUACAAGAGCCAAGGAAGAGGGAUCAAAGAAGCAGAUGAUAUAAUGUGUAUGGCUUCAGCUGAUAUCAAACUGAGCUUCAGCUGAUUUUACAAAAGCCCUCGAAAAUUAGAUCCAACUGAUUAAUAGAUCUAACAUUAUUUUUUUAAGAUGUAUAAAAGAUAUAUUUCCAAGAUUUGAAAUUGAUUUUAAACGAAUGCAAAACUUCGAAAUAUGAUCUAAA
This is a messenger RNA of Juglans regia (Persian walnut), 1926 nucleotides long. RefSeq lists its product as uncharacterized. Lineage: Eukaryota; Viridiplantae; Streptophyta; Magnoliopsida; Fagales; Juglandaceae. The transcript has 3 exons. The record is from RefSeq and is a predicted model, not a curated record. Bases 366 to 1565 code for a protein of 399 amino acids.